Messenger RNA from Malus domestica (apple), 935 nucleotides. Its product is annotated as MADS-box transcription factor 23-like. Gene Ontology annotation, molecular function: RNA polymerase II cis-regulatory region sequence-specific DNA binding; protein dimerization activity; DNA-binding transcription factor activity, RNA polymerase II-specific. Gene Ontology annotation, cellular component: nucleus. The record is from RefSeq and is a predicted model, not a curated record. NCBI's taxonomy places the organism in Eukaryota, Viridiplantae, Streptophyta, Magnoliopsida, Rosales, Rosaceae. Gene Ontology annotation, biological process: positive regulation of transcription by RNA polymerase II.
AAUGGGCAAAAUGUAUCAAAAUAGUUUCUUACAGGCGGCAGAUUGAUCAAUACCAAACCUUAAAACAAAAAGAGCAUAAGGGGGCUGAUAUGGGGAGGGGGAAGAUUGUGAUUCGGAGGAUCGAUAAUUCGACGAGCAGGCAAGUGACUUUCUCAAAGCGUAGGAAGGGUUUAAUUAAGAAGGCAAAAGAGCUGGCGAUUUUGUGCGAUGCAGAAGUUGGACUUGUGAUCUUCUCAAGCACCGGAAAGCUUUAUGAAUUUGCAAGCAACAGCUUGAAUUCAGUGAUAGAGAGAUACAGCAGAUCAAAGGAGGGACAUCAGCAACUUCGUAACCCAGCUUCAGAAGUGAAGUUUUGGCAAAGGGAGGUAGCCAGCUUAAGGCAAGAACUACAGAACUUGAGAGAGAAUCAUCGGCAAUUCAUGGGAGAACAACUUUAUGGUUUAAGUGUCAAAGAACUAAAAGGUCUAGAAAGUCAGUUAGAAAUGAGUCUGCAGGGAAUUCGAAUGAAAAAGGAACAAAUAUUAACUGAUGAAAUAGAAGACCUAAAUCAAAAGGGUAAUAUCAUCCAUAUGCAAAAUAUGGAACUGUACAAGAAGGUUUAUGGCACAAGUGCCGUGAAUUCAGAAAGUAGAAAUGUCUACAUUCCCAAUACCAUGUGGACAGGUGAGGAGUCACAUGUACCAAUCCACCUUCAACUAAACUAGCCUAACCAACAAACGUAACAGACGUCAACAACAAGAAGCAAUUUGACGAAGUCUACACUCCAAGGAGAUGCAGUGUUUCUCUAAACAAGUAUACUAGUACAAGCAUCUAAAAUGUAAAAGUUAGUUUUUGUGAAGUUCUUUUUGGGCCCUGGAGUGGUGGGCAUGUCCUUUUUUUGGGCCUGGUGGGCUUUCUUGUUACGGCCGUUGUCUUUGUUGGUUUGCUUUUGCUUC